UAGUUUGGCACUCGCAUUCGGCUGUUGGCUGUUGGCGUUGGCGUUUUUAGUCUGCUGCCUGAUCUUCGACGCGUUGCAUCGCGUGUGCCAUAUUUUCUUUGACCGCGAAAAUUUCUGGGCUAAAAACAAAAUAUAUAUUUAUAUCUCCUCGACUGUGUAUUAGCCACUUGUGAGUGCAACAAACUGUGAGUGAUGGUGGAAACAUCAACUACGACCACUGUGACGCGCACCACCACUGCGGUUCCGGCUGGUGCAGUAACGGUAACUGGACCCACCGUCUCGGCCACGCCCACCGCGGCUCAGGUGGCCGCGCAGGCGCAUCGCAAUGACGAGACCACCCGGGCGAUCUUCAAUCUGAAAGUCAUCCUCUUUCUGAUUUUCCUGCCACUGGUCUUGCUCGCCGUCUUCCUAAAACACCUGUUGGAUUACCUAUUUGCCUUGGGACUCAAGGAGAAAGAUGUCAGCGGGAAAGUGGCGCUGGUGACCGGAGGAGGCAGUGGCCUGGGUCGCGAGAUCUGUUUGGAGCUGGCCCGUCGUGGCUGCAAGCUGGCCGUCGUGGAUGUCAACUCGAAGGGAUGUUACGAAACCGUGGAGCUGCUCUCCAAGAUUCCGAGGUGUGUGGCCAAGGCUUAUAAGAACGAUGUCUCCUCGCCGCGCGAAUUGCAGCUCAUGGCUGCCAAGGUGGAGAAGGAACUGGGCCCAGUGGAUAUUUUGGUCAACAAUGCCUCCCUAAUGCCAAUGACCUCUACGCCCAGCCUGAAGAGCGAUGAAAUCGACACGAUUCUGCAGCUGAAUUUGGGUUCCUACAUUAUGACCACCAAGGAGUUCCUGCCCAAGAUGAUAAACCGCAAGUCUGGUCAUUUGGUGGCAGUUAAUGCGUUGGCGGGCAUAGUUCCUCUGCCAGGAGCUGGAAUCUACACUGCCACAAAAUACGGAAUCGAGGGCUUCAUGGAGUCGCUACGCGCAGAGUUGCGUCUUUCCGAUUGCGACUACGUUCGCACUACAGUUGCCAAUGCCUAUUUGAUGAGAACCAGUGGAGAUCUUCCCCUGCUCAGCGAUGCGGGCAUUGCGAAAAGCUACCCUGGAUUGCCCACUCCCUACGUGGCGGAAAAGAUUGUCAAGGGAGUGCUGCUAAAUGAGCGCAUGGUGUACGUGCCAAAAAUAUUCGCACUCAGUGUUUGGCUGCUCAGGUUGUUGCCCACCAAGUGGCAGGAUUACAUGCUCUUGCGCUUUUACCACUUCGAUGUGCGCAGUUCCCACCUGUUUUACUGGAAGUAGAAAAAUCCGGAGUCGAGUGAGGAGCAUCCCACCCCAGAAGCAUUUACGCGGAGAGCUCUUGUUUGUUUCCCAUUUGCAGUUCUUAAUUCAAAUGUUGCUUACGCUAGGUGUACAUGUUUAGCUAUUUAUACGAAUCUUUAACUUAAAUUAAAUCUAUAUCCUAACAUUA
Drosophila ficusphila is the source of this 1447-nucleotide messenger RNA. RefSeq names its product short-chain dehydrogenase/reductase family 16C member 6. Gene Ontology annotation, cellular component: lipid droplet. The transcript is spliced from 7 exons. Bases 193 to 1278 code for a protein of 361 amino acids. Gene Ontology annotation, molecular function: oxidoreductase activity, acting on the CH-OH group of donors, NAD or NADP as acceptor. The record is from RefSeq and is a predicted model, not a curated record. Lineage: Eukaryota; Metazoa; Arthropoda; Insecta; Diptera; Drosophilidae.